Magnolia sinica is the source of this 596-nucleotide messenger RNA. RefSeq lists its product as uncharacterized. Bases 1 to 387 code for a protein of 128 amino acids. The transcript is spliced from 4 exons. The record is from RefSeq and is a predicted model, not a curated record. NCBI's taxonomy places the organism in Eukaryota, Viridiplantae, Streptophyta, Magnoliopsida, Magnoliales, Magnoliaceae.
AUGGAGCUGCAUACUAAGAAGUCCUAUGAUAUAGCUGCUGACCAUACCACACGCUCUAUCAUUUACCUGGCAUUGGAAUUGGCCAUGGCAGAGGAUGCAGCGAUGGGAUUGGUUUUGAGCGCAGCUGCGGGCGGCAGAGGGUGGACGACAGGUUCGGGAAUGGAAGGCUCUUGUUAUUCAAAAUUCAAUAUUCGCUUAGUUCUUUCUCUUUUGCAGUGUUGUGGCUGCAAUGUCUUUCACAAGCUGGUCGAUAAUCUGAAUCCGUUUCAUGAGAUGAAAUGUUACGUGAACCCAAGUUUCAGCUAUAAAGACCCGACCAAAGGAGACAUGCGCUUCAAGUUUCUAGACAUUGACAAUGAUGAUGAUGAUGUUUUCCCUCUUGUGUGAAGAGGGACAAUUAAAGGAACUUGGUCUGUACAUUCUAAGUUCAUUUUAUCUCUAUGGUUUACUAAACUUAUUGUGAUGUUGGGUUGAUUUUUGCAAACUUUAUUUAAUCAUUUGAUUGUAUAUAUUUGCAUGAUAUAUGGCUUUUAUUGUUAUUCAUGAAAAUAGUCAGAAUACUGAUUUGGGUCAGAUUCACCUUAAAAGAAAUUGCA